Messenger RNA from Arachis ipaensis, 3342 nucleotides. Its product is annotated as DEAD/DEAH box helicase. Gene Ontology annotation, biological process: DNA repair. The record is from RefSeq and is a predicted model, not a curated record. NCBI's taxonomy places the organism in Eukaryota, Viridiplantae, Streptophyta, Magnoliopsida, Fabales, Fabaceae. Gene Ontology annotation, molecular function: nucleic acid binding; ATP binding.
UUUUGAUAUUAAACAGGAAGUUGAGUUAUGAUGAUAUAAGAUAUUUGUUCCCUGUUUGCGCAAAACCCCUCCAAAACCUCCAACAUUCAUCUCUGAAUUUGAUUCUAUCUUCUCAAAAUACGCAUUCUUCACAAAGAUUCAAACUUUUUACUUUUCCAAUGACCCAUUUCCAUUCUUCCCUCUGAAAACCACACACCACUCUCCUCUUUCCAUGGCUUCACUCCUUCCAACUCCACACUUUUCCACACCCCUUAUCUCCAAGCUCACUUCUUCCCCCAAAACUUGGAAACUCUUCAUCCUCCCCCACCCUUUAUACCCUAUAGCCCUUCACAUCAAGAAGAAAAACGUACUUCUUUUUCCCACCAAUGCAUUCUAUACGCAAGGGGUCUAUGCCCCUUCUUCUUCCCCUUCCAAAUUGGGGAACAGAACAGAGAAAAAGAAUGAGCUUGAGAAUGACUCAAUUGCCUUGCUCAACGAGAGAAUUCGUCGCGACUAUGGCAGCAGGGAGGUCUCAAGAACUGUUAUGGACUCAGAGGAGGCUGAUAGGUACAUACAGAUGGUGAAGGAGCAGCAGCAGAAGGGGUUGCAGAAGCUGAAGGGUGAGAGGAAGGAAGGGAAAGAUGGUACCUUCAGCUACAAGGUUGACCCUUAUACGCUUCAAUCCGGUGACUAUGUUGUUCACAAGAAGGUUGGUAUUGGGAGGUUUGUUGGGAUCAGGUUGGAUGUUCCAAAGAAUUCUACAGAACCUACUGAAUAUGUUUUCAUUGAGUAUGCUGAUGGGAUGGCGAAGCUUCCUCUUAAGCAGGCAUCGAAAAUGCUCUAUAGAUAUAGUCUUCCAAACGAGAACAAAAGACCUCGGACAUUGAGCAAGUUAAAUGAUAUUAGUAGUUGGGAGAAAAGAAAGAUUAAGGGGAAGGUUGCGAUACAGAAAAUGGUCGUUGACUUGAUGGAGCUCUAUCUACAUAGGCUCAAACAGAGAAGACCGCCGUACUCGAAAAGUCUUGCCAUGACUGAAUUUGCUGCUCAAUUUCCUUAUAAGCCUACACCUGAUCAACAACAGGCUUUUAUUGAUGUUGAGAGGGAUUUGACAGAGCGAGAAACUCCAAUGGACAGAUUAAUUUGUGGAGAUGUUGGUUUUGGCAAAACUGAGGUUGCACUACGUGCUAUCCACUGUGUUGUGUCAGCGAAAAAGCAAGCAAUGAUUCUAGCACCAACUAGAGUUCUAGCAAAACAACAUUUUGAUGUUAUAUCUGAACGCUUUUCUGUAUAUCCUGAUCUCAAAGUUGGACUACUAAGCAGGUUUCAGACCAGAGCAGAGAAAGAAGCACAAUUGGACAAGAUUAAGAAUGGUGACCUGGACAUUGUUGUUGGAACUCACUCGCUUCUUGGAGAUCGUGUUGUAUAUAACAAACUUGGCCUGCUCGUGAUUGAUGAGGAACAGAGGUUUGGUGUCAAACAGAAGGAGAGGAUUGCUUCUUUUAAAACUUCGGUGGACGUACUUACUCUAUCGGCAACCCCUAUCCCGAGAACUCUCUAUUUAGCCUUGACAGGGUUUCGUGAUGCUAGUUUAAUUACAACCCCACCUCCAGAAAGAGUUCCCAUCAAGACUCACCUUUCUGCAUUCAGUAAGGAUAGAGUAAUAUCGGCCAUCAAGUAUGAGCUCGACCGUGGCGGUCAAGUUUUUUAUGUUCUGCCACGUAUUAAAGGACUUGAAGAAGUAAUGUAUUUUCUUGAAGAGUCAUUCCCAGAUGUUGAAAUAGCCAUUGCCCAUGGGAAGCAAUACUCAAGGCAAUUAGAGGAUACCAUGGAUAGAUUUGCUUCAGGCGAAACAAAAAUCCUUAUCUGCACAAAUAUAGUAGAAAGUGGGCUUGAUAUUCAAAAUGCCAAUACCAUUAUCAUUCAAGAUGUUCAACAAUUUGGACUCGCACAGUUGUACCAGUUACGUGGAAGGGUUGGGCGAGCCGAUAAGGAAGCACAUGCACACUUAUUUUACCCUGAUAAAAGUAUGCUCUCUGACCAAGCACUGGAGAGGCUUGCAGCUCUUGAAGAAUGCCAUGAGCUUGGUCAAGGAUUCCAACUAGCCGAGCGAGACAUGGCUAUAAGAGGUUUUGGUACAAUAUUUGGUGAACAACAAACAGGAGAUGUCGGAAAUGUCGGCAUUGAUCUAUUCUUUGAGAUGCUCUUUGAGAGCUUGUCCAAGGUUGAAGAUCACCGUGUAGUUCCGGUUCCUUAUCACUCAGUGCAGGUAGACUUGAACAUCAAUCCGCAUCUCCCAUCUGAAUACAUAAAUUAUUUGGAGAACCCCAUGCAAAUAAUAAAUGAAGCUGAGAGAGUUGCGGAGAACGACAUAUGGAGUCUUGUGCAAUUUACGGAGAGUCUGCGCCGCCAAUUUGGCAAAGAGCCUCGGUCCAUGGAGAUUUUGUUGAAGAAGCUUUAUGUGAGGAGAAUGGCUGCUGAUAUGGGAAUAUCUGGAAUCUACUCUUCAGGGAAGACUAUCAUAAUGAAAACAAAUAUAAAUAAAAAGGUAUUCAAAAUUAUGAUAGAGUCAAUGGCAUCAGAAACACUAAAAAAUUCAUUGGUUCUUGAAGGUGACCAAAUCAAGGCCGAGCUUCUCUUAGAGCUACCAAAAGAACAACUCCUCAAUUGGCUUUUUCAAUGCUUGGCUGAACUUCAUGCUUCACUACCUGCCCUCAUAAAAUACUAGAAUUUUUUUAUCGACCAGUUCUGCCAGCAUGGUGGAGUUUGGAAACUUGAUUUGCAGCUUAAUUCACAAGUAUACAUUGUUUCGAUGGAUAUGCUGCAUCGAGAGCGACGAAUGGAACUAACUGAGAUUGUAUUGCUUUACUGACUAGGCUGCUACGAGAAAUCGAAACAAAUUAUUAAGGACGAUCAGAAUGUUGAAUACAUGAUGAUCCGAAUAGCGGCGAUGAGGUUAGCUGUUUGUUCUCGACUCUUUGCCAAGUGGCCAUGGAAAUCAAUUUGGCACUGGAAAAGAAUUUUAGUUUCAGAUGUUACGCUGAAUUUUGAUCAUCAAGGACUCCUUUAAAGGAUGCUGCUACCGCAGUAUUUUAAUUAUUUAUUUAUUCUUUUUGGUAUCUCUUUCAUUGGAGUUACCUGAUUUGGAGAAAUUCAAUAUGAAGAUUCAGGUUCUUCCUCUUGCUAAUACAUGGUAACAAAAGUAGGUUACUUGUUGCAAGAAAUAUAAUUCUGUUUAUUGUUGUUGUAGCUAUCAAAAUGCAGAAGUGCUUGUUUUUCUUUUCCCUCCUAGGAAUGUGUGUAACUUUAUAUGCCACUGUGGCAUGCAAUUGUAAUGGAAAUUAUUUGAGGAGACAUUUCUUAGAA